This is a messenger RNA of Penicillium nucicola, 1335 nucleotides long. Its product is annotated as endonuclease III domain-containing protein. Lineage: Eukaryota; Fungi; Ascomycota; Eurotiomycetes; Eurotiales; Aspergillaceae. The record is from RefSeq and is a predicted model, not a curated record. Bases 1 to 1335 code for a protein of 444 amino acids. Gene Ontology annotation, biological process: base-excision repair; nucleotide-excision repair; base-excision repair, AP site formation. Gene Ontology annotation, molecular function: DNA-(apurinic or apyrimidinic site) endonuclease activity; DNA binding; oxidized pyrimidine nucleobase lesion DNA N-glycosylase activity. The transcript has a single exon. Gene Ontology annotation, cellular component: nucleus.
AUGCGCACUUCUCGUGCCUCCAAAGACACCGCAAAGGUCUUGCAGGCUCUUUCGCCCCCUGCGCGACGCCAGACGCGCGGUUCUGAUCGAAAGGCCAGCGUCUUGAGCGCUUUUGCCUACGGUGCCAAUUCGACUGACAAUGCGCCUGCUGUCCCGACCGUCAAAUCUGAGACUACCUCCGUCCCUCCCAGUCUGUCUGCCGCUCGCAGCGACGAUGAAUCUUCCCUUUCCUCGGUCGAUACGGCGGAUAUCGAAGACCUCCUUGAACCCCCCUUGAAACGUCGGAAGCGCAACGCAAGCCCUGCCACUACAUCAACUACAAAAAAGAGUCCUCGGACACCCCGCAAGACUAUCGUGAAGGAUGAGCCUGAUCAGAAACCCGCACCGAAACCGAGAGCACGUCGCUUGCCGGCGAGGAAAACUCGCGAUGCCGACGGUUCCGUGAAGAUCGAGCCACCGUCCAAUUGGGAGAUCAUGUAUGACACCGUCAAGAAGAUGAGGGAGGAUAAUCCGACUGCGCCGGUCGAUACAAUGGGCUGUGCAGAGCUACACUGGCGUGCAUCUGCACCCCAGGAUCAACGAUUCCAGACUCUCAUUGCGCUGAUGCUCUCGUCCCAGACGAAAGAUACUGUCACUGCAGUUGCGAUGCAACGACUGCACACAGAGCUAGGAUCGGAUUCCAAUGCUGCGGCUACAGACUUGAAGCAGGAAAUCGCAGAACAAGACGUCAAGAUCAAGCUCGAAGACAAUCCUGACCCACCUAAAUGGACUAUCGCAAACCAGACGAAAGACAGCACUUUGAAUCUGACCAAUAUAUUGGCCGUCUCGCCAGAACGACUGAACGAACUCAUUCGCACAGUCGGCUUCCACAACAACAAAACUAAAUAUAUCAAAGCUACCGCCCUCCUUCUUCGCGAUAAUCACAAUGGUGACAUCCCGUCCACGCCAGAAGGACUCAUGGCCCUCCCCGGCGUCGGCCCCAAAAUGGCUUACCUCUGUCUCAGUGCUGCGUGGGGUAAGCACGAGGGUAUCGGGGUUGAUGUGCACGUCCACCGCAUUACCAAUCUAUGGGGCUGGAAUAAGACGAAAACGCCCGAGGAGACGCGAAUGGCUUUACAGUCCUGGCUGCCACAUGAGAAGUGGCAUGAGAUUAACAAGUUGCUUGUAGGGCUUGGGCAGACGGCGUGUCUGCCGGUCAAGCGUAGAUGUGGUGACUGCUAUCUUUUCGGAAAGGGCCUUUGUAUGAGCGAAGUGAAAGGGUCUAAGCCAACUCCUGGAGCUAAAAGAGAGCUCGGAGAUGAAGAUGGACCAAAGGUCAAGAUUGAAGCUGUUUAG